Neolamprologus brichardi is the source of this 3731-nucleotide messenger RNA. It is a transcript of the gene sec14l8, whose product is annotated as SEC14-like lipid binding 8. Lineage: Eukaryota; Metazoa; Chordata; Actinopteri; Cichliformes; Cichlidae. Gene Ontology annotation, cellular component: cytoplasm. The record is from RefSeq and is a predicted model, not a curated record.
UAGGUUGCUUCCAUUAAACACACAAGGUCACAGAGAUGAGUGGACGAAUAGGAGACCUGAGCCCAAAGCAGGCUGAGAUUUUAGCCGAGUUUCGGGAGAGGAUUCAGGACAUCCUUCCAAGCUUGCCUGCGCAGCAUGAUCACUACCUCCUGCGCUGGCUCAGAGCCCGUAGCUUCAAUGUUCACAAAGCUGAAAGCAUGAUCAGGAAGCAUGUGGUGUUUAGGGAACAGAUGAAAGUAGACACCAUCCUAUCUGACUGGAAACCUCCAGAGGUGAUUGAGAAGUAUGUAUCUGGAGGGAUGUGUGGCUAUGACCGUGAGGGAAGUCCAGUCUGGUACGAUGUGAUUGGCCCUCUGGAUCCUAAAGGUCUGCUGAUGUCAGCCACCAAACAGGACUUCCUGAAGACUAAAAUCCAAAAUACAGAGAUGCUACGGCAGGAAUGUCAAAAACAGUCUGAAAAGUUGGGGAAGUACAUUGAAUCCAUCACUCUAAUCUAUGACUGUGAAGGACUUGGAUUGAAGCACAUUUGGAAACCUGCUAUUGAGACCUAUGGAGAGAUCCUCACCAUGUUUGAAGACAACUAUCCUGAAGGCUUGAAGAGGGUGUUUCUCAUCAAAGCGCCCAAAAUGUUUCCUGUGGCCUACAACCUGAUCAAACACUUUCUGUGCGAGGAAACACGGCGCAAGAUCAUUGUUUUAGGAAGUAACUGGCAAGAAGUGCUACGUGAACAUAUUGACCCAGAUCAGCUUCCAGUGGUGUAUGGAGGAACUCUGACUGACCCUGAUGGAGACCCUCACUGCAGAACCAUGAUCAAUUUUGGUGGUACAGUUCCCAAGUCCUACUAUGUGCAGGAUUCAGUGAAGGUUCAGUAUAACAAAAGUGUGACCAUCAGCCGUGGCUCUGUCAUCCAGCUGGAGUAUGAUGUUCCUGCAGCCAGCAGCCUCCUGAGGUGGCAGUUUGCCAGUGAUGGAGCAGAUAUUGGGUUUGGAGUGUACAAGAGGACUAAAGAGGGCAGCCAACAGAAGAUAGCUGAAAUGCAGCAAGUUCUACCCAGUGAGCGGUACAAUGCACACUUGGUCCCUGAAGAUAGCUGCCUCACCUGUCCUGAGCCCGGAGUCUAUGUGCUGUGUUUUGAUAACAGCUACAGCAUCCUUCAGUCCAAGAAAGUGAGAUACAAGGUUGAAGUUAUUCCACCGGCAGAUGUUCUGAUGCAAUAUCCACGCAGCAGUGGUGAUGGAAGGCUACAGUGAGGACACCCACAGCUGAGAGGACACAGUUCUGAUCUUUGUUACUAGUUAGCUAUGUCAUCCCAUCGGGGCUAAAUUACCUCCACUUCUUCCACUGUGUUCAGUAUGUAUGAAUUCAUGAUACACACAUGCAUACAUUUGUUGUAAUUUUAUUACGAAGUGACUUAAAACCAGGCUGAAUUUGGGGGAGUCACAGCUGAAUCUGCAGCUUUCUUUAUCUUUAUAGAACUUUUCACUGAUUAAAACUUGGAGUUUACCUGACUAAUUGCUAAACAGCCCAUGAUAGCUGAUUUUACUGGUCACUUUGAAUCAGCAAAAAAAAAAAAGUUUGUGAACACAUGUCAUUAACAAUGUCACCAGUCAGACCAAGAUGAUCAUGUAUUUGGAGAUGUUUUUGUAUACAUCUGAUUCAUUUUGAGCUCUGUUUUUGGUAUCUACCCCCUCUCGAGGGAAUUAUCUGGGGGGGGUCAGCCCCAUUUUGAUCACAAACUUUAUGUAAUUCAUCUAUAUGUAGUCUGUGAGUUAAGCUUGUGAGGGAAGUUAAACAAAAUAUCUAAAUCAACAAUCAAUAUAUAUUUCUCAAUCAAACGCUAAAUCAUGAGAUAACUUAUGAACAUGUAUUUACACAUACAUUUAGGACACUGUACACAUUAUAAUUAAACACUGUUAGGUGUGUUUGGCUUCUUAAGGCUUGUAGUUAAUGUAACAGAUGAGUUACUUUAAUUGGAGAGUUUUUCACAGACUUCUGAAGGUUUACUUCAGCAUCUUUUAGUGGUAGCUUUAGCUAGUAUUGAGUGGUACAUACAGUAUUAUUAAGGGAAAUAUUAAACAAAUUGAGAGAAAUAACAGGGUUGGUUUGCCCACGGUGUAAUGUAGCCAUUGUUUUCCACUGCAAAGAAGAACCAUUCAGAACAACAGUGACAAAAAGAAAUGUUUACUUUAUACAGCAUUUCAAACCAGAACCACAAUUAACUGUACAAGCUCAUCAUUUAAUACUGAAGGACCACAUUUGUAAAGAUUUACUGUGUUCUAGUAAUUUUUGUAAUUAAUAUGGUAAUAUAUUAGUAAGCUGUUAAUAUAUACGUGCUUUGUGAAAUAUAGUAUAAUAUAAGUGCUUUGUAUAAGUGCGUCAGUUUGGGAUGGAUACGAGACAAAAGGCUUAAGUUUUAAAAGGCCCCCAACAUCAUGUUUUUGUUGCCAUAUUUGUCUCUUUAUAGUCAUCCUGUCUGUGUAGAUGUGUUCAGCUCAUUGUGGUAGUUUUGCAUCUUGUACAUAGUUUCUCUGUCUUAAUAUUGACAUGUUUUGUUAUGUAAUCUUGGCCUGUUCUAUGAAGAGAGUUGAACAUAUCCAGGGUGGCUUUUUGUAAUCUGGAUUCAUCCACUAACCUGGUUAUUAGCUGGUUAUCAGCUUGUACAUUUCAUUAUUUUUUUUAAAAGAGAGUUUUAGGUUUUAUUCUGUUGCCUGGAUUGUUAUUAGCUGUUUGAGAGCAUGUAAAGAAUAAAUAUAAAAAUAGAAUUCAAAUGAAGGCUUAGAGCUGGAAUUUGGAACAUAUCCUGCUCAACAACAGUACAAUUUACCAUGGCAAUAUACCCUCAUAAGAAGCUAACUACCUUCAUGAUACAAAACACGCCAGGAUUAACCAGUGGAAAUAUGGUUAAAGAGGUUAAGUAAUACAAACUUCCGUGUUAGAGGAAACACACUGUAAAGUAAUACAGUAUUACAAGUGUACAUUUUAGGCACUUUGGUGGGUAAGAUUGGAACAGAGCUACUACAUUUAAAAAAAAGUUUAGCCUAUUUGAAAGAAAGAAAGGUGUCAUAAAAGCAGACUGUGUAAAUUAACCAACUUAGCAAUAUCACAAUUCUAUCUUUUAGACAUGUGAGAAUAAUGGAUUGUAACCGACUAUUUCUUUAAAUAGAGUAAAAAAAAUAAAAUAAAUAACACCAGAACGUAAUGGGUAGGCUUAGUUUAUGUGCAAAUUGCAUAUAAAGUCCACAAGUACAAAUAGUUUUUCUGGUUUGGGAUUGUAUAUUAAAGCUUAAAGAACAAUAAAAUUGCUGUAAAAUUGUUUGGAAUUAAAAGAAAAAAAUCUAAUCUUGGUGUAGGCUCUGCUUGGCUUACCUCUACCUGUAGGGAGAGCCCCUGAGCAACCCAUCCACUGACUGACGUUUCUGUAUUUGACUGGUGUAUGUGUUAAAAGCACAUGAUACUACAAACAUACACAGAGGCAAAACAGUCAAAUUACUUUCUGGGGCUAUUUAUCAAAUCAAAUUCUGAAGUUUUGUUUGAUAAUUGUACCUCCACUCUGCUCAAACUGGAUAAUAAUGGCCUUUAUAGUGCAGCAAUCAGUAAUUAUAAUCUCUUGAAAUUAAAGAUGUACAGAAUUAUAAUUGAUCCACAAUCUAAAGAAGCAUGACGUCAUGAUUUCUUAAUCAUUGGAAACUCUGUCAUUGUGGAAUUUUAAUAAAGAAAUUUUUAUUCAUAAA